This is a messenger RNA of Centruroides sculpturatus (bark scorpion), 3686 nucleotides long. Its product is annotated as kinesin heavy chain-like. The transcript is spliced from 21 exons. Gene Ontology annotation, biological process: microtubule-based movement. Lineage: Eukaryota; Metazoa; Arthropoda; Arachnida; Scorpiones; Buthidae. Gene Ontology annotation, molecular function: microtubule motor activity; ATP binding; microtubule binding. The record is from RefSeq and is a predicted model, not a curated record. The coding region runs from base 144 to 2489 and encodes 781 amino acids.
UUUCUUAUUUUGAAAUUUAUUUGGAUAAAAUUAGAGAUUUAUUAGAUGUAUCCAAAACAAACUUAUCAGUUCAUGAAGAUAAGAACAGAGUUCCAUUUGUAAAGGGAGCAACUGAACGAUUUGUAACAAGUCCAGAUGAAGUAAUGGAAGUUAUUGAUGAAGGAAAAUCAAAUAGACAUAUUGCAGUGACAAAUAUGAAUGAACAUAGCUCUCGAAGUCAUAGUGUAUUUUUAAUUAAUGUUAAACAAGAACAUUUAGAAAACGAAAAGAAAUUAAGUGGAAAGUUGUAUUUAGUUGAUUUAGCAGGAAGUGAAAAAGUAAGUAAGACAGGAGCAGAAGGAAUGGUUCUCGAUGAAGCAAAAAAUAUCAAUAAAUCAUUAUCUGCAUUAGGAAAUGUGAUCUCAGCUCUUGCAGAUGGAAAUAAAUCACACAUUCCUUAUCGAGACAGCAAACUCACUCGUAUUCUACAAGAAAGUUUAGGUGGAAAUUCUCGUACAACAAUUAUUAUCUGUUGUUCACCAGCUUCUUAUAAUGAAUGUGAAACAAAAUCAACAUUAGAAUUUGGCAGAAGAGCUAAAACAAUUAAGAAUACUGUGAUUGUUAAUGAAGAACUUACAGCUGAAGAAUGGAAGAGACGAUAUGAGAGAGAAAAAGAAAAAGUUUCCAAAUUGAAAGGACAGCUUAAUAGUGCUGAACUUGAACUUAACAGAUGGAGAAAUGGUGAGACAGUACCACAAGAUGAGCAGUUAGCUUCAGCAGAUUUAACAACUAGCACUUUAAGCUUGUCUGAUGUUCCUCCUCCCACUGUUCCUGUUCCUACCAUUCCAAUUUCAUCAGAUCCUUUAAGCAAUGAUGAAAGAGUGAAAUUUGAAGAAGAAAGAUUAUCCUUAUAUGCUCAAUUGGAUGAAAAAGAUGAUGAAAUUGAUCGGCAGAGUCAAUUAAUAGAAAAACUUAAAGAACAAAUGCUUGAACAGGAAGAAUUGAUUGGUUCAAUGAGAAAAGAUUAUGAGAAUGUUCAGCAAGAGAUGAGUCGUAUCCAACAAGAAUAUGAAUCUGCAAAAGAAGAAGUAAAAGAAGUUUUACAAGCACUUGAAGAAUUAGCAGUCAAUUAUGAUCAAAAGUCUCAAGAGGCAGAAAAUAAAAGCAAGGAGUAUGAAUGCCUAAGUGAAGAAUUAAGUCAAAGACUGAGUCAAUUGAAUUCUACUCAAAAUGAACUUCAACAAAUAAAAGAUACUAGUUUCCAUCAGCGUAAACGUAUGACAGAAAUGUUGACAAACUUAUUAAAAGAUUUAGGUGAAGUUGGUAUGGUUCUUGGAGGAAAUACUACAGAUAUGAAAAAUAUGAAUCAGGGAUCAGGUGAUGUAAGUGGUAAAAUUGAAGAAGAAUUUACAAUGGCUCGAAUUUUUAUUAGCAAAAUGAAAUCUGAAGUUAAAGGUCUUGCUCAAAGGUGCCAUCAAUUGGAAUCAUUCCAAACUGACUGUAAUAAGAAAAUUGAGUCAAAUGAAAAGGAAUUAGCUGAAUGUAGAUUAUUAAUUAGUCAGUAUGAUGCCAAAAUGAAAUCUCUACAAGAAUACAUGAAAGAUGUUGAGAAUAAAAAACGUACUUUAGAAGAAGCUGUUGAUAGUCUUAAUGAAGAAUGUGCAAAAUUGAAAGCAGCUGAGGAAAUGCAUAUUGUAUCAACCAGAGAAAAAGAAAAGGAAAAAAAUACUGCAGAAAAAAUGAAAGAGGCCUUGGAACAACAAAUAGAAAAACACAGAGAAUCACAUCAAAAACAACUUAAUCUGUUGAGGGAUGAAAUAUCAGAAAAACAAGCUUUAAUUGAUCAGUUAAAAGAUACAAAUCAAAAGUUAUCAUUAGCUCAAGAAAAGAUGAAACAAGAUUAUGAAAAAUUGAAACAAGAAGAGGUAGAAAAGAGUCAUAAACUUAAACAAUUAAUGCUGUUAAGUGAUCGUAGGGAACAGGCACGUCAAGAUUUAAAGGGUUUGGAAGAAACAGUGGCUAAAGAAUUACAGACUCUACACAACCUAAGAAAAUUGUUUGUUCAAGAUUUGCAAGGCAGAGUAAAGAAGUCAAUAUUAUCAGAUGAUAAUGAGGAUUCUGUUGAAAGUCCUGCACAAAAACAGAAAAUUACAUUCUUAGAAAAUAAUUUGGACCAACUUACCAAAGUGCAUAAACAGCUUGUCAGAGACAAUGCUGAUCUUCGAUGUGAACUUCCAAAAUUGGAAAAACGCUUGCGUGCAACUAUGGAAAGAGUUAAGACCUUGGAAACAGCUCUGAAGGAAGCAAAAGAAUGUGCCAUGCGAGAUCGUAAACGUUAUCAAUAUGAAGUAGAUAGAAUUAAAGAAGCAGUCAGACAAAAGAGUCUCAGCAGAAGAGGUCAUAUGGCACAGAUAGCUAAACCAAUUCGUGCUGGUCAACAUGUAGGAGGAAUGACUGCAAUUAGAUCUGGUGUGCCAGUUUUUCGACCACCAAUAGCAGAAAAGCUAUAGGAAAAAUGACAUGGUAUGAAGAAAUGAGAUUUUGUGUGAAUAUUGUUAUUUCUUCUCCUUUUCACAAUUUAGAAAUGACAUUUGUGAAGAAAUUUUCUUGUUCUUAAUUUUUUGUGCAUAAAAUUUUUAGCAUUUGUUUUAGGACGAAAAGAACAUUCAAAGCCUAUAAAUAUUAAUAAACAUUAUACCUGUCUAUCGACGCUUUCUACCCGUCGAAGAAAUUUCCAGAAGAAACGAAGUGACAUCUAAUAGUAUUAAUUUAUAUUGCUUUCGUACGAAAAUAGAACAUUCUAAAUGGCUGGACCAAAUAAUAUAAUUGUCUUAUUGCUAUUUAAUAUUUUAGUAUUAUUUUUCGUGUUUGCUACCUACUAUAAGUAUAUUAAAUAUAUGAUGUGUGUCUGUCUCAGAAUUGUAUUUACAGUUUUUUUGUUUUAAAGUCUUGUAUUUAUAUUAAUUAUAUAAUGGGACAUUGUACAGUGUCUUCGUCUUCUUAAACCUUGCAUACGCAAUUCCUAUUGUGAUUGAGAAAAUAUCUACUAAAGUAGAUGCUUCACAAUAGGUAACUUAAAAUGAAUAUGCAGCCAAUCAAUCUCAUUAUAUAUAUAAAAUAUAAUCUCGUAAAUUACUUUUCAUAGCUUUUAAUCAAAAUUACUUGUCUGCCAGUCACAGAUACAUUAUAUAUAUAUAACUUUUGUAAAAAAAGAAAAUUAAAAAUAUCAUAAAGAAUAUAAAGCUUUCACGAGCAUGUCUUAUUUGUAAUGUGUAAAUAUAUAUAUAAAUUAUGUACUACUUAGUUUUAAUCUGGUCACAAAUAAUUAAUGCAUGCUUGCAAUCGACAUGCUCGUUCGAAGUCGAUCAAAGAGUACAUUUGCACCACACUUUGUUAUUGCUAAUAUGCAGAAGCAAAUACUCCGAUGGUUGCUCUUCUUUCCAUAAAUUAGCAUCGGAGAUAUGUAAUAUCACCUAAAGUUUCCAAAUCAAUUGUUUUUUUAAUUAUUUGAUCAAAAUGUAAUUGCUGUAUAUAUGAUAUAUACAUUUCACUAUCUGAAAAGAAGGUGAAAUUCACCAUGCUUGGCAUUGCUGCUUUGUUCGAGAGGCUUUCAGUUGUUUUACAAAUACUUAACAUUUCAUCCAUGGCCUCUUCCAAAUAUCUGUAUUGCUUUGUAAAUGAAUAAAAAGUCAUGGGUUCUGUACUAA